AACGCCUGCUUUUAAUUUUUCCCCGGUUUGGAGAAGUCAUUCUAUUUUCAUGUGUAUCAUUCUACUCAGUUAUGGCCUUAGAGAAAAAGCUGUUUUUUUUCUCCAACAGAAAAACCUCAAGAGCUUCUACAAACUCUACACUAAGUAUAACGAGAUCAGACAGUGAUUUUUUGGUGUAUCAAACAGAAUUGAUUGAAUUUGAUAUCAGGGACUGUUCAAGAUUUGAAUAUCCUCUCCAAUCAACUCUGAAGAAGAGACGAUCCAGAUCUCCAAAAGAUGAAAAGCUGCAGGUUCUUCAUGUUCAGCAGGUAGCAGAAGUGGAGCUGUUAUCCAAACAAACUUCAGGAUCUAAAAGUCUUUGUUCUUCAGAUAGUGCUGAGUGCAAAGAAAAGAACACCGCUGAAAACAAACAAAGUACACAGGAAAACAUUUCCAAAGCCAUGCCAGCUAAGCUACAAACACUCAAGUCUUUCAAAAUACAAGAAAAUACUAAAAAGGAAAAUGAAAUACCCCCUUUUAGUAAACUCUAUGAAAAGCUGAAACAUGAGAUAAAAAGGAGAAAAAUUCUACAAGAAGGAAACUUACUUCAGAAAACUGGAAAAGAAGAUGGGAAGAGUGUUUUGCUGGAACCAAAUGCUCACAUUCCAUCAAGCUAUGCUUAUGAGCUGGGAAUCACAACUAAAGAAAAAGAAACAGGUAUGAAUGAAAAUACUGAAGAAUGUAAAAUGAAUGAAGAAGUGAUCAGCUCAGAGUUGAGUAAGAGCUUAACUGUAGGAGGUGCUACCAGGAAGAGUCUUACCAAAACUCCUCAAGCUUCUGUUUUAAAGGAGAUGAAAAAAGAUAGCGGUAAGGGAAGUCAAUUGCAAGAUCGUAAGUGUAAAGGUGGCUAAUAUAAAGAUGUUGACCAAGAUAAAUAAAUAUAAAUCAGCAACGCUGAUUUGUCACUUGGGUGGCACCACCUGUGAUGCAUCAUUUCAAGUUGCUGUGGUUCACCUUGUAGAACUGUUGGUAGCUUU
Messenger RNA from Coturnix japonica (Japanese quail), 1016 nucleotides. The record is from RefSeq and is a predicted model, not a curated record. Lineage: Eukaryota; Metazoa; Chordata; Aves; Galliformes; Phasianidae.